Messenger RNA from Trichobilharzia szidati, 913 nucleotides. The record is from the annotation of a GenBank genome assembly. NCBI's taxonomy places the organism in Eukaryota, Metazoa, Platyhelminthes, Trematoda, Strigeidida, Schistosomatidae.
CAAAGGAAUGAAAUCAGAUUUUGAUAAAUGACUUCAAAUAUGCAUAAGUGGCUACGCAUGAUAGGCGUGGUUUCAUUCCUCUUACCAUCAUCUUUGUGAUGUGUUCCGUUCUCUCCUAAAUCUUUAUUCUUUACUCACUUAACAGUUUAUAUGGAUAAUAGUACAAACUCUUUUUUUUCACAGGUUUGCAUAAUUUAUCAUCUGAGAGAAUAUUUCAUUUGGUUGUUCUUUCUACAAAAAGGAUAGAUGAGUGAAUUUCUAUAACUCAUCACAAAUGUUCACAUCACAACCAAUUAGAAUACAUUAGGGACUAUAAAUUACCUUGUGAGCAAAUAUAAAAGGUGCUAAUUAUAUUGCAGUUAAUAAAAAUUAACUAAUAUGCUAAAUAGAUUCGCUUUGUUAAACUUCUGUAUCGUUUCAUUUUGUCUCUGUAUGCAAGCCAAUACAGAUACAAUUUUAAUCACGUUUCAAGGAGACAUAAAGAAUGGUGACUGUUAUGAAAAGUGGUAUCGAGAUGAUAUUUUCGAAUUAAUUUCAAAUUGGGAGACGGCUUUAUGCUCGAAAAUGCAACAGCUUCUAAAACCUGCCCUGAUAGGCCGUCCUGUAUUCUCAGAUGCGUGCACUUCCAGCAUUUAUCCACAUACUUACAACAUGCGUAGCGUAUCUUUUACCACGCUACUUCACAUAAAUGCUUCACACAUAAUUAAAAAUAGCACACGUGUUGCAGUUCAAAUCAAGAAAAAGCUUCAGAAAUCAAUCCAAGAUGCGGAAAGGCGAGAUAACUUAUUGAAAUCUUAUCAAAGUAUUCAUUUCAAUUUACAUAGAUUUCAUCAGUAAAAUCGCUGUCGAAUUAUCCUCACUAAAUAUUCUUAGCCACCAAAUUUGUUUGUCUUUUCAAACUUUAGUAAAUGAC